This is a messenger RNA of Xylaria bambusicola, 831 nucleotides long. Its product is annotated as putative integral ER membrane protein Scs2. The record is from RefSeq and is a predicted model, not a curated record. NCBI's taxonomy places the organism in Eukaryota, Fungi, Ascomycota, Sordariomycetes, Xylariales, Xylariaceae. The transcript has 7 exons. Gene Ontology annotation, cellular component: endoplasmic reticulum membrane; plasma membrane. Gene Ontology annotation, biological process: endoplasmic reticulum membrane organization. Gene Ontology annotation, molecular function: FFAT motif binding. Bases 1 to 831 code for a protein of 276 amino acids.
AUGUCUGUCGAGAUCGAGCCCCAGGAGCUCGGCUUCCACCGCCCCUUCACCGUCGAAGCGCUGGAAAACCUCAAGAUUCGGAAUCCAGGCACCCAGCCAGUUGCUUUCAAGGUUAAAACCACUGCGCCGAAACAAUACUGCGUUAGACCCAACUCGGGCCGUGUCGAGCCAAAUAGGGAGGUUGAAGUACAAGUAAUUCUACAAGCCAUGAAACAAGAGCCGCCUGCUGGUACGAAAUGCAGAGACAAAUUCUUGGUGCAGUCGGUUGCCAUCACUCCCGAGAAGGAUUUCUCCAAUCUUGCGUCCAUCUGGGAUACCAUCGAUAAGUCUUUGGUGCAAGAGAAAAAGAUUCGUGUCUCUUUCCUCGAUCCUAAGAGUACACCUGCCACCGACGCUACUAUCACAACACCCCAUAAAAGUGCAGCUAUGAAUGGCGGCGAGGCAUCACCAGACGCUCCCCCUCCGGCCUAUUCAUCACCAAGCAACAUCGGUGUCGCACAGUCCGAACCUAAGUCAUCUAUUGAGGAAGAUUCUCAACCCGAAGUCCAAGCCAGCCUUGCAGCACCUGUGGCCGUUGCCACUACCAAGAACAGUGAGCCGACUUACGAAGAAGUAAAGGAGCAGCUGCUCCAAGCCGAGAAACUUGUCGCACAACUCGAGAAAGACGAUGGCGGGUUACGACAGCGGAAGACGGCUAGUUUAGCAGAUGAUAAGUCGAGCUCUAAGCCCGCCGAAAUCGCGCAAGCUGUACGGGGUACCGAAGGUGUACCGGUCCAAAUCACGGCUAUCCUCUGUUUGCUGAGUUUCUUGCUUGCGUACGUCUUUUUCUAG